This is a messenger RNA of Lucilia cuprina (Australian sheep blowfly), 1824 nucleotides long. RefSeq names its product flocculation protein FLO10-like. Bases 148 to 1824 code for a protein of 558 amino acids. Gene Ontology annotation, biological process: chemical synaptic transmission; G protein-coupled receptor signaling pathway, coupled to cyclic nucleotide second messenger; serotonin receptor signaling pathway. The record is from RefSeq and is a predicted model, not a curated record. Gene Ontology annotation, molecular function: G protein-coupled serotonin receptor activity; neurotransmitter receptor activity; serotonin binding. NCBI's taxonomy places the organism in Eukaryota, Metazoa, Arthropoda, Insecta, Diptera, Calliphoridae. Gene Ontology annotation, cellular component: membrane; dendrite. The transcript has a single exon.
UGAUUUGGAAAUUUAUUACUCGAAUUAAAAAGUUCUGAUUUAUUGUUAACAUCCUGCAAAAAAAAUUGAUUGCAAAGAAUUAAAUCAGAGUAAGCGAAUACUAAAAAGCAAUUCAAUUCAUAGCUUGUCAAACAGCUUUAGAAUGAAAUGGAUUUGCAACAAAAACUUGGUCAUAGACCAACAACAACAACUACAGAAAGAACAACAGAAACAGCGACAUCAACAUUAUUACAUGACACAGAUAGAGAAUCGAAUAUUACAACAACUACAACUUAUAACAAGACUGCAACAGAGCACACAUCAGCAUUUGCAACAAAUCACAAGCUGUCAACAACAUCUAAUACAUUUGGAACAGAGACAACAACAACAAAUUCCCCUUAUAUUGAUGGCAAUAAAAACAAUAAAGAAUUCUAUGAAACCUUGUGUUGGCAAGAGACUAAAGAUGUCAAAGUUAAUGACAACACGACAAAGGACAUUGAAGUACUUGCUGCAGGACACGAACAAAAAGAAACACUUUUUAAAAUAUGGUGUAAACAGACAGCUGACAUGUCAGCACAUAUGGAAAAUGAUGAAACUAAAAUACCGAAGAUCACCCGCCAUAAUGUUGAUGACACAAUUGCUGCUGCCACUGAGAGUACAACAACAAAUUUGGCACAAACAUUCCGUUGUAUACUUGAAACAUUCGAAAGAACAUCAACUACGGCAAAGACUACGACGAAAAAUUCAACAAUACAAUAUAGUUGUUAUAAUACUGAUAUGCCUGAGUAUUUAUACCAUCCCUCCAAUUCCACCUCCACAGUCACUAGCAAAGACAACAACAUCAACAACUUGUCAUCAUUCACUCAACAACAGCAGCAAUUAUAUUUUGUUAAUAAAACUGAAAGCAACAGCAUCAACAUCAGUAGCAUUAGCAAUAACACAAACCUGCCAUCAUUUAAUAGCCAUGAACAAGGGCAUCCAACCACAUUUUUGGAAAAAUGUAGGUCUCGUCUAAAAUUAAUAGUGGAAGAUGUAGCAGAACCCAUUAAAGAAUUCCAUAUAUCAUUGACAUCAUCAUCAAACCAGCGGCAACAGCCUCCAAAUAUUAGCAAUAAUUUAACUCCAAGUGAUUCAUUUUUCAAUCCCGAUCAUCAUGUUAGUGUUAAUAAUAUAAGUUUAAAUCCCCCUACUCUGGAUUCUCUAUUACCUGCUGUAACAUAUAAUCAAACAACUCUCUGUCCACCUGUAGUACAAAAUCUUUCCAUAUAUUGUGAAAAUCCUUCAGCCAUCUUCUCUUCCAUAACCACACCCACCAACAUUCUACCACACAAAGUCAAAUGUUUUUUUUCCAAUACCCUGACUGAGAUGGUAACAAAAAACGCUUCCUAUUCGGCACAACUUCAGGAUUAUUUACCCACAUUGGGUCUAGCCUCCAGCGCCAGUACGAGUGCCGCGGAGAAUCAUAUUAAUCAAUCAUUAUUCUCUAGCAAUAAUUGGUUGGAAGAUCCUUGGCCAUGGAAUUUAGCCAUCAUGAACUCAACUCUUGUCAAUUCAUCAACAACAUUGUUUGCCUUAAGUUCUCUUGAUACAAAUUUAACAAAUAUAACCACCUUUGGUGGAGAUCUCACAGUUCCGAUCAAAGGUUUUGAUUGGAGUUUUUUAUUUGUCAUAUUUUUUAUAAUUGCCGGUGGUUUGGGUAAUAUUUUAGUUUGCCUGGCCGUAGCUCUGGAUCGACGUUUACAAAAUGUCACCAAUUAUUUUUUAUUCUCACUGGCCAUAGCUGAUCUGUUGGUGAGUUUAUUUGUGAUGCCUUUGGGAGCAAUACCAGCAUUUUUGGGUGAGUAA